This is a messenger RNA of Danaus chrysippus (African queen), 504 nucleotides long. The record is from the annotation of a GenBank genome assembly. Lineage: Eukaryota; Metazoa; Arthropoda; Insecta; Lepidoptera; Nymphalidae.
CUGACCGCCCCUCCCUCCCCCUCCCGCCGCGCUCCGCACCCCUCCCCGCAGCACUCAGCAUCCCGCCUCCUGACAGACGGUGAGGACGGAUCGAAAGCCUUCAAGUACCAAACUUUAAGCGCGGACAUUAAGUACGCUAGUAGUAGCGGGGCGGCUCUCACCUUGCAGCUUCUUCUCAGUCUCCCAGAACUUCUGCAGCUCGGUGAAGUACUUGUCGAGGAUGAACACCUUGGACAGGCCGAGCGUGGCCAUGGCGGGCGGCGCGCUCGCAUCACACUCCGCGGCCGCGCCGCACUCAGCCGACAGCGGCGACCACUCUCACGCGCAGCUGUCCGCGGACUGACACUGACUGCCACACUCACACACCGCACACCGCACACCGCACACCCGCGGACCUGCUCGCCUGCACGCGGGCUCCUGGACGCGCUCCUCGGAGGUGGCGGCCAGUCUUUAACAUCGAUUCAGAAAGUUCCACUCACACUGGACGCUUCGGAACUAUUAUGA